UCAAUGAGAGUGCGAUGGGCGAGGGGAAGUCAACGGAUGCCCUCGGCGCGCAGGAGGAUCCGGACUUUGAGGAGCUCCGGCCGCCGGAAGGCGAACUGGAAGACCUGGACGAAGUGGACCUGCAGCCUUGCCUGAAUGGGGAAGACAAAUCUGGCGUGUUGCUUGGAGCGAGGAGUUACGCGUUCUCUCGCGUCCACGAGCCCAACUGCAGCCUGCUCAGGCCCAGCGACCGCCUGCUUGUACCCAACUGCGCCCUGGAGGUGAAGAUUGUGGCCGUGGAGCGAGACCACAGCAGCACCCACAUCAUCUACCCCAACCUGUAUGUAAUAGAACUGCGCCACGGCGACUUCCAGUGGACCAUCCGUCGGAGGUACAAGCAUUUUCAACAACUGCACCAGCACCUGCAGAUCUAUAGGGCAGCCAUGGCAAUACCACUGCCCACAAAAAGGCAUCGCGAGAGACGUCGUAGCUACCGCGAGGACAACACCAAGAAGAGGCCGCUGCCCCGAUUCCCCAAGAAGCCCGAGAGCUUGCUGUCACACGACGAGGUCCAGCAGAGAUCUGAACAGUUGGAGGCUUACCUACGUAAUCUGAUGAUGGUUCCUUCCUACAGGAUGAAUCCACACACGAUGGAGUUUCUGGAGGUGAGCCACCUGUCCUUUGUGGGUGCCCUGGGCCCCAAGGGCAAGGAGGGCCUGGUGUACAAGCGCUCGGGAGGACACCACAGUUCCAGGGGCUGCCUCCGGAUAAACUUCCUCUUCUACCAGUGCUGCAGCCGAUGGCGAAAGAGGUGGCUGAUUGCGAAGGACACGUGCGUGCUGUACGUACGUCCACGCGACGGAGCGAUCAAGUCGGUUCUCUUGAUGGACCAGGGCUUCCAAAUCCAGUCCGGCUUCAUGGCCACGGGAGUCAACCAUGGCCUGCUCGUCACGAAUCUCACCAGGAACCUCCUUGUGAAGUGCUGGACGAAGCGUAAGGAGCGGGAAUGGAAGGACACCCUUCAGGACCUGGCAAAGUCCUCGGGAAAAGACUUCACCAUGCCCAAUCGGUACGACGCCUUUGUGCCGGUCCGUUCGUCCAACCGCUGUCGCUGGUUCAUUGACGGCGCCAAGUACUGCGAGGCAGUGGCCAACGCUAUCGAGCUGGCGAGGGAAGAGAUCUUCAUUGCUGACUGGUGGCUGACGCCAGAGAUCUUCCUCAAGCGGCCCAUGACGCACAGCGACCGCUGGAGGCUCGACAAGCUGCUCAAGAAGAAAGCUGAAGAAGGAGUGAAGAUCUUUGUGCUCCUGUACAAGGAAGUGGAGAUGGCCUUGAGCCUCAACAGCCUGUACAGCAAGCAGAGGCUGGUGGCCCAGCACCCAAACAUCAAGGUGCUGCGCCACCCCGACCACGUGACGGGCGGCAUCCUGCUGUGGGCGCACCACGAGAAGCUGGUGGUCGUCGACCAGAAGUUUGCCUUUCUGGGCGGGCUGGACCUCUGCUACGGGCGCUGGGACGACUUCAACCACAGGUUAACGGACGUCGGCGGGAUCAAGAUGCAGAGGCAGGUGUCCAAGACGGAGCUUCGAGGGGUCACAACUUCUAUGAGCGAGGUGGCCAAGAUGUUGCUGGCGGCGCACAACCUGGCGCGACGGUCGACCAGCGUCUCUGACAGCGAGGCUCCCGGGGAUGGCGACUCCGCGGCCGUCCAGAUGUCUCCAAACUCCGUGGGGGAGGGCGGAGUUGCGGCAGGCGGUGCCGAGACAGAUGGCAGGCGUCACCACCCCUCGGCUGCCCCGGAAGCGGCGGUCUACGUAGACCAGGAGGAGGGAAAAGUGGUCCCGCCAGACGACGGACGCUUGAGGUUGACCAACAACAUUCACCGAGCCCGCAGGGUCUUCCGGGCCGUCGCCGCAUGUCAGGAGCUAAAGAGGCGCACUGAGGGGAUGCAGGCCUUCCACAGACAUACGCGCAGAGGCUCCUUGGAUUCCCUUGGCCCGACCGAGCUGGUGGGAGUGUCGGAGCUGAAGCCUCAGCCCGAGGACCAGCUCGGCCUCCAGGGUGGGGCCAAGUACUGGCUCGGCAAGGACUACACCAACUUCAUCUUCAAGGACCUCACAGAGGUCAACGACCCCUUCAUCGAUAUAGUGAACCGCAAUGUGAUGCCGCGGAUGCCCUGGCACGACAUUGGCGCCGCCGUGAGUGGAGCUGCCGCAAGAGACGUGGCGCGCCACUUCAUCCAGCGCUGGAACUUCACCAAGUUUGAGAAGGCGAAGCAGCACGGCAACUACCCGUGGCUGCUGCCCAAGUCCUACCAGGGCGUGGAUCUGGAGGAGGCUCUUCCAGAGUCUGCGGUGGGACAGCUCUACACGGCCGACUGCCAGAUUCUGCGGAGUGCCAGCAGCUGGUCCACGGGCAUUCAAACGGUCGAGACUUCAAUCCACUCGGCCUACAUCGACGCCAUCAUGAACUCGAAGCACUUCAUUUACAUCGAGAACCAGUUCUUCAUCACGCUGGAACAAGGGAACCCGUAUGUCGAGAACCGGAUUGGGGAAGCCCUCUUUCAGAGAAUCCUCAAAGCAUACAGGAACAAGGAGAACUUUCGGGUGUACGUGGUGAUGCCUUUGCUGCCGGCCUUCGAAGGGGAGGUGGGCACGGACACUGGCACGGCCAUCCAGGCCAUCACCCACUGGAACUAUGCCUCCAUGUGCAGGGGGCCGUCUUCCAUCAUCGGUAGGCUCAAGGCAGCCGACGUGCCCGAUCCAACAAGCUUCAUAGACUUCUUUGGCCUGCGGAAACACGAUGAACUGCUUGGGAAACUGGUCCAGGAGCUGGUGUACGUCCACAGUAAGCUGAUGAUUGUGGACGACGAGGUAACCAUCAUCGGCUCGGCGAACAUCAACGACCGGAGCAUGAUGGGGCGGCGCGACAGUGAGCUGGCGGUCGUAGUGCACGACGUGGACCGGGAGAAGUCGGUCAUGGACGGGCGCUCGUACGCGGCCGGCAAGUUUGCAGGCACCCUGCGGAGGACUCUGUUUCGAGAACACCUGGGGCUCCUGGAGACGGAGGGCAGUGCCGUGGACACGAGGGACCCCGUGGCAGCGUCCUUCUUUGACGGUGUCUGGCGCAAGACCGCACGCAAGAACACGGAGAUCUUCGAGAAGGUGUUCCGAUGUAUCCCAUGUGACAAAGCACGGAGCUUCAGCGGUCUUCGGGAGUUCACGGCGAUCCAGGGACUCGCCGACACAAAUCCAGACCUCGCAAGAACCGAACUUCGAGAGGUCAGGGGUCACCUAGUGGAGAUGCCUAAGGAAUUCCUGGCGGAAGAAUCCCUCACACCAGCGUCGGGAACCAAGGAAGCACUCAUGCCUGUUGCUCUCUGGACCUGAGUUUCAUCAGAACUUAUACACUUCACCUACAGACACGCUGCCAACAUGUUGCCCGUGUGCUGCUAUAUGGGCCAGUUUGUACCGACAUGUGAGUGAUUCAUUGUCAGUUUGGUGCCAGUCUGUUGCUGGCAUAUGGCCGAUUGGUGUCAGUUCGUUGUCCACAUGCUGCUCUUAUGCAGCCACAUGGUGCCAGCUGUUGCCAGUAGCCCAUUUGUUGCUUGCACGCUGCCAUUAUGUUGAUACCAUGUUGCCGGUCUGGCGCCAGUAUGUUGCCAUCAAAGUUUGCAUUUAUUCAGCCCAAAUGCGCCCAAUUGCAGACUGCUUGCUUAUGUGUUGCCGUUGUUGCCGAUGCAUCUAUUCAGCCUGAAUGUGUGUCUGUGCGUGCUGACGGGAGGAAACAAAUCAGGGGUCAUAGCAGUCCUGUCCUGUCCAGCAUGCCACUGCAGGCUUGGGAGUCUGACUGCAGCAUUGAACCUGAGGAAUUCUAGAAAAAAAAGGCAAAAAAGAAAGUCUUCAGGAUGCAUGCUUCUUUGUUCAAAUGGAGAUUAGAGGCUGUUACUUUACAACAGUACCACGUUUUUUUUCUUUUACCGUAUGCAUGUUUAUGAGCAUACAUUUAAACUAUAUAAACACCUAUAAAACUCGCAUGCUAAAUGUAUGUACCUUUUAGAGACCUUUGACAAAAGAGCUGUUUGGUCUCGGUUCUGCACCCUGAUCUUCCCCCCGUGAUAAUGGAUAGACCUUGUUGGUUUCUCAGUGAUCAACCUUUUAUGGCUUUGUUUUCUUAUUAACCAAACACUUAUGCUUUCUUUGUCACGUUUGCAGAAUAAUUUGAGGUUGAUUGGCAUAGUUAACAGUAUUAUGAGCAAAGAUAUGUGCUAUGGAGGGGUGAAACGUUGUGAUGCUGUAUUUAUCCGUCUACGUGAGUAGUGUAGCGACAAAUAAAAGAAAUGCCUACCGAAGGCAAAGCAGCAGUCUCGUACUACUACUCAACUGUGGCAUCCAUGGCUUGCAACCUGAACAUGGGAGAGCUAAUUGUAGCAAUAAUAUUGGCUAUCAAUCGGGCCACUUUAGGGGGUUUUAAUUCCUCGUAAAGCAAUCAUUAGACGUGCAAAUUUGGAAAUUGAAUUGGAAGACAUUUGAAUAUGGACUCAAAUAUUUUCCGCAAAAUGCUCGAGCUGCAUUGGAUGCAAAUAUGGCACUCCUAAUUAGGCUUAAAAAUCCCUUUUCUUCUCAUGAAUUUUUAAUGGUCUCAAAGAGCACCAUUCAUUAUCAAGGGCUCUGUUGUUGUAGCUGUCACUUUGCCACAGCACACAUUCAAGGGAGCUAAAUGAGUUCUUCCUGGCGAACUGGUUUAACUGUGUAUUUGUUUCAGAGGUUGAAUCAAAUACAGAAAUAUUUUAGCUGAUUUCUGCUUUUCUUGUUCUAUGUUUAGUGUCUAUCCAGUUCUGGCUUCCACUGCUCAUUUGAAUUAUGUGCCAUCCAAAGAGGAGAGUUCUGCUAAAGUUAUUUAGUGUCUAAUGUUUGCAAACUUCGAGAAAUAUAAUUCACACUUCGCCGGAAUGCAAUGCGGCCUAGUGAUCUGUCGCAGUUACAGCGUGCAGAUCCUCAUUUUGGCGUGACCACUGUGCAAGAAUGUGACAUGAAAUCAUAGUUUGUCAGCCAUUUAUUCCAAAGCCAUAGGCUAUUCAUGAAUUAUUUUGUUUUAUCAAUACCUGCAUUGACUUAGGUCAUUUUAUUUUACAUCUUAUACGCACAGUGACCGCCGUUGCGAUGCGAGAAAAUAACCGGACAUAAGAUGAGAUUGAAGUGGAGAUUGAGUAGGUUCGGCUUUUUGCUCCGUUUGGGUCAGUAUGAUUGAGGUGAGUUUAGCAGAUGUUCCACGAUACAUUUCAUAGAUUUUGUACAAACAUCUUUUCUGCUACUGCUGCUUGUCUGAGGCAGGCUUUGGCCCUGAGUGUGUGUAUAUAUAUCUAUCUGAGGAUGUCUGGGGAUUUCGGUUCUGGUCUUGUCUAUAAGGAGUCAGUGUCAUGUGUCCACGCCAUCAUCAUUGUCAUACACACAAAGAACAACUGCUUUUUGAAGCCCCUUUUUUGGUCUCUGUUCUGUGUAAUGUGUAUAAUGGCAUGGUUAUUACACAAAAUGAGGCUUGUUAACUUUAAGCAGUUUACUACUCUGUUUUCAUUUCAGCUUGAUCUAAAAUAUCUGAAACAUCUUAAGAAUGAAACAAUGCUGCACACUUUGUUUUGAGUUCACAGGAAUGUGUUUCAUUUGUCCUAGAUCUAGUAACCAUUUGGCUUUUUUGUCUUCUGUUUUCACUUCGUCGGCUUGAUACUUCCGAAGAUUGUAUCUGCUGUUUUUUACGACUAUGCAUCCUAGCUGUUUAUCAACCAACCACAUCUUCUGUUCAAACUUAUGUAACUUGCUUUUCCAAGCAACAUUUGAAGUGUAUAGCAAUGUAGGCCACAAUUAUAUACCUCAAUGCUAAGUUGGAGUGUGGUGCUUAAUGUUUUUCUGGGAACCUUAAGUUUGAUGCUCUCCCACAUCAUACCUAAUGUGGGAGAGCAGAAGCUUAGCCAGGUCUCCGAUACACUGUUGCCCACUUUUUGUAUGAUAGGUUAUGCACAUUGUGACAUGAACAUCAUAAUGACUGUCUAUGACAUUAUUAUAAAAACAGAAACUACUUUGUUUUUGUUUUUUAGACUCAUUAUUUUUUACAUCUUUUUUUUUUUUUUGUAAAGAGUACCAUUGAAAGAGAAACUAUGAGAAUGAGUUUAUUGUCAGUCUUGAUUUCUUCAUUUUGUUAUCUCAGGUUCUUACCAUAGGUAUCCCAAGAGAUCUGAAUUUUUUUAUAAGCAGCAUUCAGAGAGGUGUUGUCUUCAUUUUUGAUAUUUUCCUUUGUGUCGUUGUAUGGACUUUCAAGUUUGAGUUUUGCAUUUUAUGUACGAGUCGUAUUGUUGCCUGAAAGCCUAUUUCAUAGCACUCUGUGUCGAGAUUAUUGACUGUUGCCGUUCCUUAUUUAAAUAAGAACUGUUUGUUCAAGCAUGCUUGCAAUAAUCUUUCUAAAUAUACCAGGAAUGUAUUGUUAAUUAGUUCAUAGUUUAGCCCUCUUCAUGGCCAGUUCUGUUUGUCAGGCCAAAAUAAUUUUACCUCCGUUCAUUACUACUAUUCUUGCAUUGCUUUCUAUCACAAGGCCCGGUUUUAUGGAUGUUUGUGUUUUAGGAAAUUAUUUUCCAACUUGUUACCCCUUUACUAAUGCAGCAGGUAUAACUGUCAAGAGAUAUAACUCGCCAGCGUCAUCUCUUAUCUCAAUGACAUUACUUGCCGCGAGUGUGCUAGUCGAGCUCGCUGAAGCGUCGUAGCUCAUUUACCAGCACUGUGAGGAAUGUUUGAACUGCUUUUUUGUUCUGUUUUGUUUUUCAAGGUGGAAGGCUCAUGCCUGUUUCUCAAUAACUUUAUACAACUUUUAUCUCGGCGAUCAGUGAACUUUCUCUCAGGUGAAUUAUUUGGUAUUUUAACAUGUGCUUUUGUAUAAAUUGUGCUCUGUCAGUUUUGGUGGCGUUUUCUCUAUGCAAUGAUGUGCAACAAAGGCAGAAGGGGUGGCCUGUGCACGACAAUAGAUACAAUUGCUUAUGCUGUAUUGUUUCGUGUAAGGGUUGUCCCAACUACCAAAAUAUCAUCAACAUUUUCAUUGUAACCGCAAUAUCUUUGUGUCUCUUCCAUGUAGAUCGAUCCAGAAAGCAACGAGGUGUUUGUGCGCAGAAUGUAUUUUAAUCCCACGAAUGAUUGAUGUUGCAUAAGCUUGUAUUGUGGCAGCGCUUGAACUUGUUACUUUAGUAUGUUGAAGCAAACAAGGACUGCUUUUCUUCACAUCUUGCAGGGAAACAGUAAAUUAAUCUUAAAUUUCCUCAAUUAAUUUGUGGCAUUUAUGGAAUUCAGUUUCUUCAAACUUGGCAUUUUGAAGAAACUAAGAGAGUUGCAGAAACUCACAAGUAAUAUUUGCUGGCAAAUUGUAAUGCUUUUAAUUUUGAUAGCAGCCAUCUUUUUAUUUUUCUCACGAGGCAUGCAUUUGCAUCUGUAGCAGAUGAUAAUAAGGUUUCUUCUAAACUUUUGAAAGACAAAGGGUAGAAUUAUGCUGAAAUAUUCUUGUCACUUCCCGAGUGUGCUCUUUUUCAGAAACAGCAAAAUUUAUUGGCCCUUUCUAUGUCACGAGAUGAGCAGCAAAGUUCUUUACGAAAUAAUGCAACUCUAAAUUUAUGACCUACUGGUUCAGUUGGUGCCUUUAAUUGCCGAUUCGCCCCAAACGAGCGCACGAUUGACUCUCUUCCAUUUUCCUACCUUUACAUCGCUGACAACAACAACUCCCUUCCAAGCUGCCUUAUGUUUCUAUUAGAGGUGUGCGGUCUGUUUCACAAACGGUGCGCAAACCUUUGAAGGUUGCGAGCUAUGCUGCAAGUGACCUUCCGUAACACAGCGGAGUUUAAAAUCUGCAACUGUUUCAUACAACAAUUCUGCUUCUAUAUUUUACAUAUAUAAUGUUUACAUAGAUAAUAUUUGAGCAACAGAAAGACAAUGACUGGAAUCUCUGGAGUACUGUACAGAUUUAAAUUCUCAGGGCGGCAAAGGCAACAGGCCCGAGAUUGCAAUUUUGAAACGUGCUUUCACCGAGCGAGCGCUUGCGCUUGUAAGGCACAAAGCAUAGCAUUGGGCCCCCUAACAAAGCACAGCAUUGGGCGAGGGGAAGGGAGAUAAGGAUCUGGUGCGUGUGAUGGGUCGAAAAUCAACAGUCCAAUAAGGUGCUGCGGCAUUCGUGCAAACGCUGCCAAUCGGAACGGGCCACAGCCUUUUGCAGCUUUGGAGUAGCAGGACAAGCUUCUCCCGCUAAAGCUCUCUGCUGGCCGUGUUAAGGGGUUUCCUUCUCUCAAGCUUUCUUCUGCUGAAGUAGAAAGAGUAAAGUGCCUUGUGGGAAGAGCUUUUGCUGCUAUUCCAAACCUGCAACAGACUGCAGGUAGCAUGUGGGGCAAUAUACUGAACCCCUCCUGUUCAUCAGCAGACAGUGUUUCUUGAUGUCGAGGACAGGCAAAAUGUGAAGGCCUCCAGGUUUCGACACAUACUGUUUUGUAUGUGUGGCUGAAGCCACCUCCCAAUUACUCCUUGUUGUCUUUAUUUCGUGCCUUGAACUCCACUUCAGUGCCGUUGGGUUCUGUUGCGUGUAAUAUUGUGGGGUGUGCGACAAUGCUGAUGCAGAUCUGUGCCUUGCGGCGUGCUCCACAAGACGGAACGCUGCGCCUUUGUUCAGUUUUGUGACAAGCUACUUUUUGUGGCUGACCUUUGAUAUUUAUAUGUGUUCGCUGCUGCAAUAAAUUCAUGUCCGCGCUGCCGAUA
This is a messenger RNA of Ixodes scapularis (black-legged tick), 8753 nucleotides long. RefSeq names its product phospholipase D2 (gene Pld). NCBI's taxonomy places the organism in Eukaryota, Metazoa, Arthropoda, Arachnida, Ixodida, Ixodidae. The transcript has 25 exons. Gene Ontology annotation, biological process: phosphatidic acid biosynthetic process; intracellular signal transduction; cell motility. The coding region runs from base 15 to 3368 and encodes 1117 amino acids. Gene Ontology annotation, molecular function: D-type glycerophospholipase activity; phosphatidylinositol binding. The record is from RefSeq and is a predicted model, not a curated record.